GGGCAACUGGGCAACAUUUCCAUUGCACAGGUUUUGAUAAAUCUCCCCCAAUAAGAUUUCAAGCCUCAUGGCUUCUGACUCCACAUGUGGUAACCGGAGGGAAUUCCUUGGCCAGUCAUCCUGAUAAAAGAGAAAUCCAGCACAUCUCAGCCAGCACCGGCCGGAUUCAUCAUUGCGACUUCGCCAACCAAAACCGAGCUCUGUUUACACUUCCGUCAUGGCGACCAUGAGGAUGAUCUACAAUACAAAGUAUAUUAGAAAGUUGCAGAAUUCCUGAAGUCCUAAUGCAAACAACCGUGCAGACAGAGCCAGCCAGGUCUUAUAGAAGGUAACCGACUCGAAAUAUCAAGAUGGAGGAGGAGGAUACCAGGGAACUUUUGCUACCCAACUGGCAAGGAAGUGGGACUAUGGGUCUCACCCUUGACCAAAAUGAAGAAGGAGUUUUUGUUAAAAAGCUAGUGCAGAACUCACCAGCUGCCAAGACCGGAGUUGUUCAUGAAGGUGACCAGAUUGUUGGUGCAACUGUCUACUUUGACAACAUGUCAUCGGAGGAUAUUGAAAAGUUAUUGGCAAACGUAGGGCAGCACACCGUGGGCCUCAAGCUACAGAGGAAAGGGGAUCGAUCCCCUCAGCCCGGUGUCACCUACUCACAUGAUGUCUUCAGCCUAAAAAGUCCUGAUAUUGUUCUGAGUGGAGACGAUGCAGAGUACAGACGAAUCUACGCAAAAAAGAUUAAGCCGCGUCUGAAGUCUGAUGAGACUCUAGAACCAGAGACCCAGACAAGGACCAUCACGGUUACCCGGAAAGUCACUGCUUAUACUGUGGAUGUGACAGGAUCAAAAGACUCAAAAGAGAUUGAUAUAAGUAGCCCUGAAUACAAGCUCAAGAUACCCCGUCAUGAACUAACUGAGAUUUCAAAGACCAGUGUAGGAACAGAGGAAGGUAAAACCGUCAUCCGAAUUCCUGGUUUUGAUGCGUCUGGGAAAAGCUUGCAGACAAGUGGAGAAUACAAUGUUCACACCACCACUAUGAGAUAUUCAGGACAGGGUGGGACAUUGGAAUUUCCUGAAGGUGAAUAUGAUGCCAAUGCUCAGGUCAGUAGUCAAGCCUCUGUAGGCAUGCACAUGCCUGAUGUAAGCGUCUCUGGACCAAAAUUCCAGAGUUAUGAAAAGAAAAUUGAUGUCAAAAUGUCCAGAUUUGGAGGAGAACAUGAUAUCGGAGUGAAGGACAUUGGGCUGAAAAUAAAAACACCGGAAUAUGAUACUUCAGCAAGUCAUGGGACCACUUCAGUUACUUCUACAGUUGGCUUCCAGUCAUCUGUUACAACAUCAAAGGGGUCCCACUUGGAUGUCAAGAAGCCUGGGGGUCUGCAAAUCGAAAGCUCAUCUACAAAUGUUAGACUACCAAAAACCGAUUUAAACAUUUCUUCAACACCGUCCCGGUUUAUUAAUGUGACUGGAGACAUCCAUGCACCUAAAGUAGACUUACACAGUGCUGGUGCCCAUGUGGACAUUACUCCUGGAUUUGAAGGAAGAGUAAACCUAACAGGACAGACGGUGAAUUUAAAAGGAACUAAUACAGAGCUUGAAAACUCUUCAGGAAACAUACAUAUUCCAUCAUUUAAAAUGCCAAAAUUUGGUGUCUCAGAAACAAGCAAAGAGAUUACUCCACCUGACUUGACACUUAAAGGAACAACAGAGGGUAAAAGCGAGACAUGGGGCGUUAAUGUAGCAAAAAUGUCUAUGCCCGGUGUAAGUAUAGAUACUAAAGGUUCUAGUAGGAGGCUGGAGACUGGGAUUUCAGGUGUUGGACUUGAACAUGAUGUAAAACUUGGUGUUAAGAGUCCAGAGGUUAACAUUGCUUCUAAAAGUGUGGAGAUUUCGAAAGUGUCCAUUGAGGGUCAGCAGGGGAAUGUAGGUAUUGCAGAUGUAGAAGGAAGACUGAAAAUGCCAAAGUUUAAUAUGCCUAAAUUUGGUGUGUCAGACUCUAAAGCAGAAGGUGGGAUUAAUCUAUCAUACCCCCAAGCUGAUAUUGCAAGUAGAGGUGGCAUUCAUGUGAAAGGUCCUAAUGUUGAUUUAAAAGCUCCAUCAGUGCAACUUCCAAAAUCUGAAGCUGAUCUUAAAGGUCCUAGAUUAGAAGGAAAUAUUAAAGUACCAGAAGUUGACCUAGUAGCCCCAAAAAUUGAUGUAGGAGACACAGAAGGUACAUUUAAUGUGCCUAAAUUCAAAAUGCCAAAGUUUGGUAUGUCAAAUGUUGAAAUGCCACAUGUUGAUGUUACCCUACCCAAAGGAGAUGUAAGUGCCAUUGAUGCCAAGAUGGAUGUUAGUGGUUCUAAGCUUAAUACACAAUCUGUUAAUGUCAACUUACCGAACACUACUAUGCCUGAGGUUGAUUAUAGCCUUAAAGGUCCUAAAGUGGAUGGAGACUGGAAAGCGCCCAAACUUAACAUUAAGGGUCCAGAGGUUGACCUUCAGGCCCCAGACAUAGAUCUAGAAGGGAAAGUAAAAGGUCCAAAAUUCAAAAUACCUUCAGCAGAUCUUCCAAAAAUGUCUAUCCCUGAUGCUAAUCUCGGUCUUAAAGGCACUAAGCUUGGAAGUGGUUUGCAGGGUCCCAAAGUUAAUAUAAAAUCAUCAGAAAUUGACAUUGAAGCCCCAGAUUUAGUUGGAAAGGUAAAUGAUUUCAAAAUAAAGGCUCCAUCAGUUCAGCUUCCAACGGUGUCUUUGCCUGAUACUGAUCUCAGUCUAAAAGGUCCAAAACAUGACUUACAAGGUUCUAAUCUUGACAUGAAAGUCCCAGAAGCAAAUGUUAAGACUCCAGAGAUAGAUCUACAGAUGCCAGAUAUCAGUCUUAAUGAUGCAGAAGGAAAACUUAAAAUGCCUAAAUUUCAAAUGCCAAAGUUCGGUAUUUCUAAACCAAAACUGGAAGGUCCAGAUGUAAGUCUCCCUACUGGAAAUAUUGAUAUAUCUGGUCCAAAUGUAAAUAUUAGUGUCCCAGAAAGUAGAGUGAAAGGCCCUAAAUUUAAUGUGCAGACCCCAGAUAUUAGGUUACCAACCGUAUCUGUGCCAGAUGUAGAUCUAAAUCUAAAAGGUCCUAAACUGGAAGGCGGUAUAAAAGGUCCCACAGUUGACAUUAAAGGUCCAGAAAUGGACCUUGAGGCUCCAGUAAUAGAUAUUGACACCAAAGGAUCCAAAUUCAAGAUGCCCUCAGUUAAGCUUCCAAAAAUGUCUAUGCCUGAUGUUGAUCUAAACCUGAAGGGUCCAAAACUAGAAGGUGAUUUGAAAGGUGAAAUUAAGUGUCCAGAAUUAGAUGUUAAAGCUCCAGAAGUUGACCUAGAAGCACCAGAUAUAAAUCUGAAAGGUGCAGAAGGAAAGCUUAAAAUGCCUAAAUUUAAAAUGCCCAAGUUUGGAUUGUCUGGUUCCAAAGUGGAGGGGAAUUUAAAAGGUCCAGAAAUUGAUAUCAACACACCUGAGGUUGAACUUGCUGUUCCAGAUGUAGAUUUGGAGGGAAAGGGUAAAAUAAAAGCUCCCAAAUUUAACAUGCCAAAAUUUGGCUUUUCUGGUUUUAAAGCAGAAGGUUCAGACAUUAAACUGCCUAAAGGAGACAUUGAAUUAAGUGGUCCUCAUGUAGAUGCUGAAAUUUCAGUACCAAAAAUUGAAGGAGAGGUAAAAGGUCUAGAUGCUAAUGUUGAGUUACCUGAAUUAGAUAUAAAAGGACCCGAGGGAAAAAUAAAAGGACCAAAAUUUAAGAUGCCAUCAAUGAAUAUUAAUAUGCCAAAGGUUUCUAUGCCUGAUGUUGACUUAAAUUUGAAAGGUCCCAAGUGGAGAGGAGAUGCUGAAAUUGCAGGCCCUAAAUUAGAAGGUCCAGAACUAGAUCUUAAAACAACUGAUAUUAAGGCACCAGAAGUUCACCUUGAGACUCCAGAUUUAGACAUUGAUGGCAAAGUAAAAGGUCCAAAAUUCAAGAUGCCUUCAGAAAAUCUUCCAAAAAUGUCAAUGCCAGAUUUUAAUGUUAAUCUGAAAGGUUCUAAAGUUGAAGGAGAUCUAAAAGGCCCCAAAGUUUACAUUAAAGCACCAGAGGUAGACCUUGAAGCCCCGGAUAUAGACAUUGAUGGCAAAGUAAAAGGUCCAAAAUUCAGUAAAUCUUCAGUAAAUCUUCCAAAAAUGUCCAUGCCAGAUUUUGACAUUAAUCUGAAAGGUCCUAAAGUUGAAGGAGAUCUAAAAUGCCCCAAAGUUGACAUUAAAGCGCCAGAGGUAGACCUAGAAGCCCCGGAUGUAGACAUUCAUGGCAAAGUAAAAGGUCCAAAGUUCCAGAUGCCUUCAGUAAAUCUUCCAAAAAUGUCCAUGCCGGAUAUUGAUUUAAACUUGAAAGGAGAUGUGAAAGGUCCUAAAGUUGACAUAAAGGCACCAGAGGCUGAUAUUGCUGGUCCAGGUUUAGAGCUCCAUGGUCAAGAAGGAAAAUUUAAAAUGCCUAAAUUUAAAAUGCCAAAGUUUGGUAUUUCAGGACCAAAUAUUGAAGCUCCUGAAGGGGAUAUUAGUCUUCCCAAAGCUGAACUUGAUCUGUCUGGGCCAGAUAUAGAUGUUGAAACACCUGAAGUUAAGGUAAAGGGUUCAAAAUUUAAGAUGCCCUCAAUUAAUUUUAAUCUACCAAAAAUGUCUAAGCCGGAUGUUGAUCUGAGUAUGAAAGGUCCUAAGAUGGAAGGAGAGCUAAAAGGCCCUAAUGUUGACAUUAUGGCUCCUGGAGUGGAUUUUGAAACCCCUGAUGUAGACAUUGAUGGCAAAGUCAAAGGUCCAAAGUUCAAGAAGCCUUCAGUUAAUUUUCCAAAAAUGUCCAUGCCUGAUGUUGAUUUGAAUAUUAAAGGCCCAAAUUGGAAAGGAGGAGCAGAUAUUUCCUUACCGAAAGCAGAAGGAGAGGUAAAGGGUCUUGACGUUGACAUAAAGGGUCCAGAGUUUGAUGUAGAGAGUCCAGAAGGAAACGUAAAAAUUCCCAAGUUUAAAAUGCCUAAGUUUGGGUUUUCAGGACCCAGCGUUGAAUCUCCUGAACUGGAUGUUAAUAUUCCUAAAGCUGACCUUGACUUGUCUGGGCCAGAAUUAGAUGUUGCUGCGUCUGAUAUUAAAGUAAAAGGUUCCAAAUUUAAAAUGCCCUCAAUGAAUUUUAAUAUGCCCAAAUUUUCUAAACCUGAUUUUAGUAUUAAAGGUCCUAAGAUUGAAGGAGAUCUAACGGGCCCCAAAGUUGACAUUAAGGCACCAGAAGUAGACCUUGAAGCACCAGACGUAGACAUUGAUGGCAAAGUAAAAGGUUCAAAAUUCCAGAUGUCCUCUGUAAAUUUUCCAAAAAUGUCCAUGCCAGAUUUUGACAUUAAUCUGAAAGGUCCAAAAGUUGAGGGGGACCUUAAAGGCCCUAAAGUUGACAUUAAGGUGCCAGAAGUAGACUUAGAAGCCACAGAUGUAGACAUUGAUGGCAAAGUAAAAGGUCCAAAAUUCAAGAUGCCUUCAGUAAAUCCUCCAAAAAUGUCCAUGCCAGAUUUUGACAUUAAUCUCAAAGGUCCUAAGGUUGAAGGAGAUCUAAAAGGCCCCAAAGUUGACAUUAAAGCACCAGAGGUAGAUCUAGAAGCUCCAGAUGCAAACAUUGAUUGCAAAGUAAAAGGUUCAAAGUUCAAGAUGCCUUCAGUAAAUUUUCCAAAUAUGUCUAUGCCAGAUUUUGACAUUAAUCUAAAGGGUCCUAAAAUUGAAGGGGAUGUGAAAGGCCCAAAAGUUGACAUUAAGGCACCAGAGGUAGAUCUAGAAGGACCAGAUGUAGACAUUGAUUGCAAAGUAAAAGGUCCAAAGUUUCAGAUGCCUUCAGUAAAGCUUCCAAAAAUGUCCAUGCCAGAUUUUGAUAUGAAUUUGAAAGGCCCCAAAAUAGGAGGAGACGUGAAAGGUCCUAAAGUUGAAGGAGAUCUAAAAGGCCCUAAAGUCGACAUUAAGGCACCAGAUGUAGACCUUGAUGGCAAAGUAAAAGGCCCAAAGUUCCAGAUGCCUUCAGUAGAUCUUCCAAAAAUGUCCUUGCCAGAUUUUGAUUUGAAUUUGAAAGGCCCCAAAAUAGGAGGAGACGUGAAAGGUCCUAAAGUUGACAUAAAGGCACCAGAGUUAGACCUAGAAGCACCAGAUAUAGACCUUGAUGGCAAAGUAAAAGGUUCAAAGUUCCAGAUGCCUUCAGUAAAGCUUCCAAAAAUGUCCAUGCCAGAUUUUGACAUUAAUCUAAAAGGUCCUAAAGUUGAAGGAGAUCUAAAAGGCCCUAAAGUCGACAUUAAGGCACCAGAUGUAGACCUUGAUGGCAAAGUAAAAGGCCCAAAGUUCCAGAUGCCUUCAGUAGAUCUUCCAAAAAUGUCCAUGCCAGAUUUUGAUUUGAAUUUGAAAGGCCCCAAAAUAGGAGGAGACGUGAAAGGUCCUAAAGUUGACAUAAAGGCACCAGAGUUAGACCUAGAAGCACCAGAUAUAGACCUUGAUGGCAAAGUAAAAGGUUCAAAGUUCCAGAUGCCUUCAGUAAAGCUUCCAAAAAUGUCCAUGCCAGAUUUUGACAUUAAUCUAAAAGGUCCUAAAGUUGAAGGAGAUCUAAAAGGCCCUAAAGUCGACAUUAAGGCACCAGAUGUAGACCUUGAUGGCAAAGUAAAAGGCCCAAAGUUCCAGAUGCCUUCAGUAGAUCUUCCAAAAAUGUCCAUGCCAGAUUUUGAUUUGAAUUUGAAAGGCCCCAAAAUAGGAGGAGACGUGAAAGGUCCUAAAGUUGACAUAAAGGCACCAGAGUUAGACCUAGAAGCACCAGAUAUAGACCUUGAUGGCAAAGUAAAAGGUUCAAAGUUCCAGAUGCCUUCAGUAAAGCUUCCAAAAAUGUCCAUGCCAGAUUUUGACAUUAAUCUAAAAGGUCCUAAAGUUGAAGGAGAUCUAAAAGGCCCUAAAGUCGACAUUAAGGCACCAGAUGUAGACCUUGAUGGCAAAGUAAAAGGUCCCAAGUUCCAGAUGCCUUCAGUAGAUCUUCCAAAAAUGUCCAUGCCAGAUUUUGAUUUGAAUUUGAAAGGCCCCAAAAUAGGAGGAGACGUGAAAGGUCCUAAAGUUGACAUAAAGGCACCAGAGUUAGACCUAGAAGCACCAGAUAUAGACCUUGAUGGCAAAGUAAAAGGUUCAAAGUUCCAGAUGCCUUCAGUAAAGCUUCCAAAAAUGUCCAUGCCAGAUUUUGACAUUAAUCUAAAAGGUCCUAAAGUUGAAGGAGAUCUAAAAGGCCCUAAAGUCGACAUUAAGGCACCAGAUGUAGACCUUGAUGGCAAAGUAAAAGGUCCAAAGUUCCAGAUGCCUUCAGUAGAUCUUCCAAAAAUGUCCAUGCCAGAUUUUGAUUUGAAUUUGAAAGGCCCCAAAAUAGGAGGAGACGUGAAAGGUCCUAUAGUUGACAUAAAGGCACCAGAGUUAGACCUUGAAGCACCAGAUAUAGACCUUGAUGGCAAAGUAAAAGGUUCAAAGUUCCAGAUGCCUUCAGUAAAGCUUCCAAAAAUGUCCAUGCCAGAUUUUGACAUUAAUCUAAAAGGUCCUAAAGUUGAAGGAGAUCUAAAAGGCCCUAAAGUCGACAUUAAGGCACCAGAUGUAGACCUUGAUGGCAAAGUAAAAGGUCCAAAGUUCCAGAUGCCUUCAGUAGAUCUUCCAAAAAUGUCCAUGCCAGAUUUUGAUUUGAAUUUGAAAGGCCCCAAAAUAGGAGGAGACGUGAAAGGUCCUAAAGUUGACAUAAAGGCACCAGAGUUAGACCUUGAAGCACCAGAUAUAGACCUUGAUGGCAAAGUAAAAGGUUCAAAGUUCCAGAUGCCUUCAGUAAAGCUUCCAAAAAUGUCCAUGCCAGAUUUUGACAUUAAUCUAAAAGGUCCUAAAGUUGACAUUAAGGCACCAGAUGUAGACCUUGAUGGCAAAGUAAAAGGUCCAAAGUUCCAGAUGCCUUCAGUAAAUCUUCCAAAAAUGUCCAUGCCUGAUGUUGAUUUGAAUUUGAAAGGUCCAAACUGGAAAGGAAAAGCUGAUUAUACAGUAUCCAAAGUAGAAGGAGAGUUAAAAGGUCCAGAGUUGGAUAUAGGAAUGCCGGAUGUUGAUGCUGAAGGUCCAGAAGGAAAACUAAAAAUGCCCAAAUUUAAAAUGCCAAAGUUUGGUUUCUCUGGGCCAAAUGUUGAAGGCACUGGUGAAAUUAACCUACCAAAAGCUGAUCUUGAUGUAUCUGGACCAGAUAUGGAAUUUGACAGCCCUGACAGUAAAGUGAAAGGUCCAAAAUUUAAGAUGCCCUCAAUGAAUAUGAAUUUACAUAAAAUGUCUAUGCCAGAUGUUGACCUAAAUAUAAAAGGCCCUAAGUGGAAGAGUGGGGAGGCAGAUAUUUCUAGUCCAAACUUGGAUGUAGACCUGAAAGGGCCAGCCAUUGAUGUAAAAGCUCCAGAGAUAGAUAUUGAGGGUCCGGAAGGCAAACUUAAAGGUCCUAAAAUGAAGAUGCCUUCAUUGGAUAUUAACAUGCCAAAGAUUUCUAUUCCGGAUAUUGAUCUUAAUUUGAAAGGACCGAAGUUAAAAGCAGGAGCUGAUAUUGAAGGGGGUGAUAUUAAACUUCCAAAACUUGAGGGAGACUUAAAAGGUUCAGAUUUUGACCUUGAAGUACCCAGUGGUAAUCUAGAAGGACCUGAGGGAAAACUGAAAAUGCCAAAAUUUAAAAUGCCUAAGUUUGGCUUUUCUGGCCCCUCUGCAGAGAUGCCUGACAUAGAUGUCAAUGUAAAAGGACCCAAACUAAAAGGGGGAAUAGACGGACCUGAUGCAAAGAUAGAAGCUGAUAUAAAAGAUCCAAAAAUUGAAAUUAAAGGUCCUGAGUUAGAAGUUCCAAGUCCUUCAUUAUCUGUUGAGUUACCAGAGGGUAAAGUUAAAGGCUCUAAAUUUAAGAUGCCAUCAUGGGGAUUUUCAAAACCAAGUGUAUCCAUGCCAGAUCUAGAUCUUAAUCUGAAAGGGCCAAAGGUUAAAGGUGACCUAGAUGUUACAGCAAAGGGAGGAAGUCUUAAACGACCAGAAAUAGGAGUUGGGUUGCCUGACGUAGACAUUGAUGUACCUGAGGCAAAGGUUAAAAAAUCUAGAUUUAGACUUCCAAAAUUUAACUUUUCAGGGAGCAAAUCAGCUAGUGUUGACAUGAAGGUUCCAAAAACUGACAUUGAUGUUAGCGGACCUGAUGUAGACAUUCCUAAUUUGGAAGCAAAGGGUAAAUCUCCAAAAUUUAAAAUGCCAUCAUUAACUAUUACAAGUCCUAAAGUGUCAGUACCAGAUGUCGAAUUAAAUAUGAAAGGACCUAAAUUUGAAGGCGAUUUGAAAGGGCCUAAAAUUGAUGUAAACAGCCCUGAUAUUGAGGCAGAUAUAGAUGUUGAUGGAAAAGUUAAAGGUCCCAAAUUUAAGAUGCAUCUUCCAAAAAUGUCCAUGCCUGAUGUUGAUCUUAAUCUGAAAGGUCCUAAACUUGAAGGAGAUUUGAAAGGUCCCAAUGUUGACAAAAAAGGUCCUGAGUUGGAUGUUGAAGGUCCAGGCCUAGAAUUAGGGCCACCAGAUGUCCAUUUGGGCUCAGAAGGAAAGUUUAAAAUGCCUAAAUUUAAAAUGCCCAAAUUUGGUAUGUCAGGACCAAAGGUGGAAGGACCAGAUAUAGAUGUUAGCCUACCCAAAGGAGAAUUUGAUAUAUCUGGUCCAAAUGUAGAUAUACAGGCCCCUGAGGUUGAUAUUGAGGGCCCAGAAGGGAAGUUGAAAGGUCCAAAUUUUAAGAUGCCAUCCAUGAUUAUCAAUAUGCCAAAAGUAUCCAUGCCAGAUUUUGAUUUAAAUUUAAAAGGUCCAAAAAUUGAGGGAGAUUUGAAAGGCCCCAAAGUCGAUAUCAAAGGUCCCAAAGUGGACCUUGAUGCUCCAGAAAUAGAUGUUGAUGGAAAAGUCAAAGGUCCUAAGUUCAAAAUGCCAUCAAUGAAUCUUUCAAAAAUGUCCAUGCCUGAUGUUGACCUCAAUCUGAAAGGCCCUAAACUUGGAGGAGAUUUGAAAGGUCCCAGUGUUGACAUGAAAGGCCCAGAAUUGAAUGUUGAAGGUCCUAGCCUUGAAAUGGGGGCACCAGAUAUCAAUUUAAAAGACCCAGAAGGAAGGAUUAAAAUGCCCAAAUUUAAAAUGCCCAAAUUUGGUAUGUCAGGGCCAAAACUAGAAGGGCCAGAUAUAGAUGUCAGCUUACCUAAAGGAGAAGUUGAUAUAUCUGGUCCGAAUGUAGAUAUUCAGGCCCCUCAGAUUGACAUUGAGGGCCCAGAGGGGAAGUUAAAAGGCCCGAAUUUUAAGAUGCCAUCAAUAAACUUUAAUUUACCAAAAGUAUCCAUGCCUGACUUUGACUUAAAUCUGAAAGGUCCUAAAGUUGAGGGAGAUUUGAAAGGCCCCAAAGUUGAUAUCAAAGGCCCAGAAGUUGACCUUGAUGCUCCUGAAAUAGAUGUUGAUGGAAAAGUCAAAGGUUCCAGGUUUAAAAUGCCAUCAAUGAAUCUUUCAAAAAUGUCCAUGCCUGAUGUCGAUCUCAAUCUUAAAGGUCCUAAAUUUGAAGGAGAUUUGAAAGGUCCCAGUGUAGAUGUUGAAUGCCCUAGCAUUGAAUUAGGUGCACCAGAUAUCAACGUGAAAGAUCCAGAAGGAAAGUUUAAAAUGCCCAAGUUUAAAAUGCCUAAAUUUGGUAUGUCAGGGCCAAAACUAGAAGGACCAGAUAUAGAUGUUAGCCUACCCAAAGGAGACUUUGAUGUAUCUGGUCCAAAUGUAGAUGUACAGGCCCCUGAGAUUGAUUUUGAGGGCCCAGAAGGGAAGUUUAAAGGUCCAAAUUUUAAGAUGCCAUCAAUGAGUAUGAAUUUACCAAAAGUAUCCAUGCCUGACUUUGACUUAAAUCUGAAAGGUCCUAAAGUUGAGGGAGAUUUGAAAGGCCCCAAAGUUGAUAUCAAAGGUCCAGAAGUUGACCUUGAUGCUCCUGAAAUAGAUGUUGAUGGAAAAGUCAAAGGUCCCAAGUUCAAAAUGCCAUCAAUGAAUCUUUCAAAAAUGUCCAUGCCUGAUGUCGAUCUCAAUCUGAAAGGUCCUAAAUUUGAAGGAGACUUAAAAGGUCCCAAUGUUGACAUAAAAGGUCCUAAAGUGGACUUUGAAGGUCCUGACUUUGAAUUAGAGACACCAGAUAUCAAUUUGAAGGGCUCAGAAGGAAGAUUUAAAAUGCCAAAAUUUAAAAUGCCAAAAUUUGGUAUGUCAGGUCCAAAAGUUGAAGGACCAGAUGUAGAUGUUAGCUUACCCAAAGGAGACUUUGAUAUAUCUGGUCCAAAUGUAGAUCUAAAGGCCCCUGAGAUUGAUAUUGAGGGCCCAGAAGGGAAGUUGAAAGGUCCAAAUUUUAGGAUGCCAUCAAUGAAUAUGAAUUUACCAAAAGUAUCCAUGCCUGACUUUGACUUAAAUCUGAAAGGCCCAAAAGUUGAGGGAGAUUUGAAAGGCCCCAAAGUUGAUAUCAAAGGCCCAGAAGUUGAUCUUGAGGCUCCUGACAUUGACAUUGAUGGAAAAGUCAAAGGUUCCAGGUUUAAAAUGCCAUCAAUGAAUCUUUCAAAAAUGUCCAUGCCUGAUGUCGAUCUCAAUCUUAAAGGUCCUAAAUUUGAAGGAGAUUUGAAAGGUCCCAGUGUAGAUGUUGAAUGCCCUAGCAUUGAAUUAGGUGCACCAGAUAUCAACGUGAAAGAUCCAGAAGGAAAGUUUAAAAUGCCCAAGUUUAAAAUGCCUAAAUUUGGUAUGUCAGGGCCAAAACUAGAAGGACCAGAUAUAGAUGUUAGCCUACCCAAAGGAGACUUUGAUGUAUCUGGUCCAAAUGUAGAUGUACAGGCCCCUGAGAUUGAUUUUGAGGGCCCAGAAGGGAAGUUUAAAGGUCCAAAUUUUAAGAUGCCAUCAAUGAGUAUGAAUUUACCAAAAGUAUCCAUGCCUGACUUUGACUUAAAUCUGAAAGGUCCUAAAGUUGAGGGAGAUUUGAAAGGCCCCAAAGUUGAUAUCAAAGGUCCAGAAGUUGACCUUGAUGCUCCUGAAAUAGAUGUUGAUGGAAAAGUCAAAGGUCCCAAGUUCAAAAUGCCAUCAAUGAAUCUUUCAAAAAUGUCCAUGCCUGAUGUCGAUCUCAAUCUGAAAGGUCCUAAAUUUGAAGGAGACUUAAAAGGUCCCAAUGUUGACAUAAAAGGUCCUAAAGUGGACUUUGAAGGUCCUGACUUUGAAUUAGAGACACCAGAUAUCAAUUUGAAGGGCUCAGAAGGAAGAUUUAAAAUGCCAAAAUUUAAAAUGCCAAAAUUUGGUAUGUCAGGUCCAAAAGUUGAAGGACCAGAUGUAGAUGUUAGCUUACCCAAAGGAGACUUUGAUAUAUCUGGUCCAAAUGUAGAUCUAAAGGCCCCUGAGAUUGAUAUUGAGGGCCCAGAAGGGAAGUUGAAAGGUCCAAAUUUUAGGAUGCCAUCAAUGAAUAUGAAUUUACCAAAAGUAUCCAUGCCUGACUUUGACUUAAAUCUGAAAGGCCCAAAAGUUGAGGGAGAUUUGAAAGGCCCCAAAGUUGAUAUCAAAGGCCCAGAAGUUGAUCUUGAGGCUCCUGACAUUGACAUUGAUGGAAAAGUCAAAGGUUCCAGGUUUAAAAUGCCAUCAAUGAAUCUUUCAAAAAUGUCCAUGCCUGAUGUCGAUCUCAAUCUUAAAGGUCCUAAAUUUGAAGGAGAUUUGAAAGGUCCCAGUGUAGAUGUUGAAUGCCCUAGCAUUGAAUUAGGUGCACCAGAUAUCAACGUGAAAGAUCCAGAAGGAAAGUUUAAAAUGCCCAAGUUUAAAAUGCCUAAAUUUGGUAUGUCAGGGCCAAAACUAGAAGGACCAGAUAUAGAUGUUAGCCUACCCAAAGGAGACUUUGAUGUAUCUGGUCCAAAUGUAGAUGUACAGGCCCCUGAGAUUGAUUUUGAGGGCCCAGAAGGGAAGUUUAAAGGUCCAAAUUUUAAGAUGCCAUCAAUGAGUAUGAAUUUACCAAAAGUAUCCAUGCCUGACUUUGACUUAAAUCUGAAAGGUCCUAAAGUUGAGGGAGAUUUGAAAGGCCCCAAAGUUGAUAUCAAAGGUCCAGAAGUUGACCUUGAUGCUCCUGAAAUAGAUGUUGAUGGAAAAGUCAAAGGUCCCAAGUUCAAAAUGCCAUCAAUGAAUCUUUCAAAAAUGUCCAUGCCUGAUGUCGAUCUCAAUCUGAAAGGUCCUAAAUUUGAAGGAGACUUAAAAGGUCCCAAUGUUGACAUAAAAGGUCCUAAAGUGGACUUUGAAGGUCCUGACUUUGAAUUAGAGACACCAGAUAUCAAUUUGAAGGGCUCAGAAGGAAGAUUUAAAAUGCCAAAAUUUAAAAUGCCAAAAUUUGGUAUGUCAGGUCCAAAAGUUGAAGGACCAGAUGUAGAUGUUAGCUUACCCAAAGGAGACUUUGAUAUAUCUGGUCCAAAUGUAGAUCUAAAGGCCCCUGAGAUUGAUAUUGAGGGCCCAGAAGGGAAGUUGAAAGGUCCAAAUUUUAGGAUGCCAUCAAUGAAUAUGAAUUUACCAAAAGUAUCCAUGCCUGACUUUGACUUAAAUCUGAAAGGCCCAAAAGUUGAGGGAGAUUUGAAAGGCCCCAAAGUUGAUAUCAAAGGCCCAGAAGUUGAUCUUGAGGCUCCUGACAUUGACAUUGAUGGAAAAGUCAAAGGUUCCAGGUUUAAAAUGCCAUCAAUGAAUCUUUCAAAAAUGUCCAUGCCUGAUGUCGAUCUCAAUCUUAAAGGUCCUAAAUUUGAAGGAGAUUUGAAAGGUCCCAGUGUAGAUGUUGAAUGCCCUAGCAUUGAAUUAGGUGCACCAGAUAUCAACGUGAAAGAUCCAGAAGGAAAGUUUAAAAUGCCCAAGUUUAAAAUGCCUAAAUUUGGUAUGUCAGGGCCAAAACUAGAAGGACCAGAUAUAGAUGUUAGCCUACCCAAAGGAGACUUUGAUGUAUCUGGUCCAAAUGUAGAUGUACAGGCCCCUGAGAUUGAUUUUGAGGGCCCAGAAGGGAAGUUGAAAGGUCCAAAUUUUAAGAUGCCAUCAAUGAAUAUGAAUUUACCAAAAGUAUCCAUGCCAGACUUUGACUUAAAUCUCAAGGGUCCAAAAGUUGAUGGAGAGUUAAAAGGACCCAAAGUUGAUGUUAAGGGCCCAGGAGUUGACAUUGAGACACCAGAUUUAGAUGUUGAUGGAAAGAUUAAAGGAUCUAAAUUUAAGAUGCCUUCUCUGAACCUCCCAGAUGUAUCCAUGCCAGAAAUAAGUUUGAAAGGACCCAAAAUUAAAGGGGAUGCUGACCUUUCUGGUCCAAAACUAGGAGAUAUAAAUCUGAAAACUCCAAAUCUAAAAGGAGAUUUUGAUGUCACUGGACCAAAAUUAGAAGGUGAGCUAAAAAGCCCAGGAAUGGAUAUAGACAUUGACAUCCCUGAGGGUAAUGUGAAAAUGCCAAAAGUUAAGAAACCAAAGUUUGGUUUUGGCAUCAAGUCUCCUAAAGGGGAAUUGAAAGCCCCUUCUGUAGAUGUUGCUGUUCCCGAAGUAGAUUUUGAUUCAGAAAUGCCUGAAGUAAAUAUCAGUGGUAAGGGGAAAAAGGGUAAAUUUAAAAUGCCAAAAAUUCACAUGAGUGGCCCAAAAAUUAAAGGCAAAAAGGGUGGUUUUGAUGUAAGUGCACCUAAUAUCGACAAUGACAUAAAUCUUAAUGCACCUGAUGUUGAUUUAAAUGUGUCAGGUGGAGAUGCAGGAAUAAAGACAGAGGUUGGCUUAAAAGCACCUAAAACCCGAAAACCAUUAUUUGGAAAACUUUAUUUUCCUGAUGUGGAGUUUGAUAUUAAGUCUCCAAAAAGCCCCAAAGCUGAUAUAAAGACGCCAGAUUUAGAUAUUGGUGGUGGAGUAAAAUUGCCAGAAUCAAAUUUAUCAUCUUCAGGAGUAAGCAUUGAAGGUCCUGAUGUAAAAAUGAAAAAAUCUAAAUUUAAACUUCCAGGGUUCAGUAUGUCAGGUCCAAAGGUAGAUGUUCCAGAGGCAGAUCUUUCACUUUCUAAAGGAAAUAUUGAUCUAUCUGGCCCAAAAAUUGAUGUAGCAGCCCCCAGCCUAGAUGUCAAACCUGGUACAAUUAAUAUUAGCAGCGAGUUGCCCAAUCUUUCUGUUGACACCUCUGCACCCAAAAUUUCUGUUCCAGAUAUUGGCAUGAAUUUGCAAGGACCAAAAAUUAAAGCUGAUAAAGUAGGCUCUGUUAAUGUUGAUGUAAAUGCUCCCAAAAUAGACAUUUCUGGGUCAAGUGCAAAAGCUAAUCUGCCCGGAUUUGGUAUUUCAAGCUCCCUUGCAGGUGGAUCAGAUGUUAACUUUGAUACAAAAUUCAAAACCCCAAAGCUAGAUGCCAGCCUCCAAGGCCCUUCCAUUACUGCACCUGCAGCUGACAUCACUUUGCCAAAAGUAUCUGCGUCAGACAUUGAAAUGAGUUUUAAAGGACCAAAGAUUGAAGGAGAUUUUGGAAGUUCGGCUGGAGUUAAUUUGCCAGGUAUAAAUGUGAAAGGUAUUGACACUCAGGUAGGAUUGUCUGGUCCUCAAUGGCAAGGGCCCAAUGUUAAGUUACCUACAGGGGAAUUGUCUCUAAGUAGACCAGAAGCUGAGAUUUCUGGUAAAGCUGGAGUUUCAGACUUGCAUAUAAAAGGACCUUCAUUACAGACAUCAUCUGGAAGUAAAUUCUCUGUUCCCGGAAUUAAUGUUGGUGGACAAGGUGUAGAUCUGAAGGGAGACUUUUCAGGUGGUGCGGGCUACUUACAAGGGCCUGGUGGUCUAAGAAUAGCAGGGCCAAAAGUAGAGGGUGAUCUGACCGGUCCUAAAGUUGAAGGAGAAUGGAAUGUGAAACCAUUAAACAUAGAUCUAGAAAGCUCUCCUGGCAGAGUUACCUUUCCCAGACUUAUGAUGCCAAAAUUUACAGCUUCUGGACCUGAGCUGUCAGGGCGAGAGGUGGGAGUUGAUGUAGAUUUUCCUUCUGCAGAAGGGCAGUUUUCAAAGUCUGGUCAUGCAGGUGUGGAUUUAGAAGAAAGUGACAUAAAAAUUAAAAAGUCUAAAAUAAAAAUGCCCAAGUUGAACUUUAAAUCCAAAGGAAAAGGUGACGUUAGUCUCCCGGAUGUCUCAGUGUCUGGUUCAAAGGGUGAGCUUCACGGUUUAAAGGGCAGUUUGGGUUCUGGUGAUGUAGAACUGGAGUCUGGAGUUGAGGUGGAGAAACCGGCCAAGUACGAGUUUUCCUUGUUUACUAGCAAAAAGACAAGACAUAGAUCUUCCUCUUUAAGUGAGGAGAAGGAUGAGUCAACACACUCCUCACCAAGUGGCACAUUAGAAGCAGAAGCGUCAUUGUCUGCAGAGGGGGGUAAAAAGAAAGGCAAGCAAUCUAAGAUCAAAUUCGGCACAUUUGGUGGCUUGGGGUCUAAAUCAAAGGGGUCUUAUGAGGUCACAUUAAGUGAUGAUGAAAACGUCCAAGGAAGUGGGGCUUCUCUCUCUUCCCAUAAGUCCAGAGUGUCCUCAUCCUCAAGCAGUGAUAGUGCCACAAAAGCCGGUAUCCAGCUUCCAAAAGUGGAACUUACAGUUGCUAAAAAGAAAUAAUGAAACCCCUCUUUAAAUCUAGCAUGUAUAUAAAUAUAUAUAUCUGUGUGUUUGUACAUACAUUUUGCAGCCUUUAUAUAAUAAUUCUUUAAAUGAACAGUAGAGAUACAGAAAAAAUGAAAAAAUAAAGACCAGACAAAAAUGUCUUGGUUGUCUAAUAAAUUCCACGCACACAUUAACCCCUUCACUACUUAACCUAAUUUUACAUGUAAACAUGACUGGCAGUGAAUGGUUUAAUUGUCUGUUGGGAGUAUAAGAAUUUGUACAUGGAAAUAUAUUUUUCCAUAUUAUUUUUUUAACUUGCUUUUACAGUCUAUGUUUUUUUUUUUUUUCUUUUGUGGGGCUUUACAGAUAGAUGCAAACAGAUUUAUUAAGAAUUAAAACACUGUAAAUUUGCAUUGAGCCAGAUGGACAGCUGAAAGUUGGGAAAUUCUUAGAAACGCUAUAGUAACAAAAAAACGUAUGUAAAACUUUUAACAUUUGUACUACAAUUAUGGUUUUAACCAUUUUCUAGACUUCAAAUUUGCACAAAAAAGGUUUUUUAACAUGUCCUAUAUUUAUAAAUUUGGCAUUUGUCCAAAUAGGGAAAAUAAUUUUAACAGAUACAUUAUUUAAAGACAAGAUUUGACGUCUUGGUCAUCUUUUUUUGUUUUAAGAGUUUAAUCCCGAUUUUUAGCAUCCAAUGGUUCAAUGCCUUUUUUUUCCCAUCUGUACUAUAAGAAUUUCUUCUUCUAUUGUCAUACCUGAACUGCCGCUUGUAUUUUGUUGGACAUAAACAAGAUUUGCUUUCAUUUCUAGUAAAUAUAUGAUUUCAAAUAAACAGUUUAACUUCAGAAAUCUGUAAGCACUUCAUUAAGGAAUGUGUUACGGUGGAUUGUUUAAGUCAAAAUAAAGCUUCUAACCUUUAUAAAAAGUAA
This is a messenger RNA of Hyla sarda, 17536 nucleotides long. RefSeq names its product AHNAK nucleoprotein (gene AHNAK). Lineage: Eukaryota; Metazoa; Chordata; Amphibia; Anura; Hylidae. The record is from RefSeq and is a predicted model, not a curated record. Gene Ontology annotation, biological process: regulation of RNA splicing. Gene Ontology annotation, molecular function: protein binding. Gene Ontology annotation, cellular component: costamere; nucleus; cytoplasm. The transcript has 6 exons. The coding region runs from base 351 to 16619 and encodes 5422 amino acids.